Messenger RNA from Didymella exigua CBS 183.55, 3119 nucleotides. RefSeq lists its product as uncharacterized. Bases 28 to 2904 code for a protein of 958 amino acids. NCBI's taxonomy places the organism in Eukaryota, Fungi, Ascomycota, Dothideomycetes, Pleosporales, Didymellaceae. The transcript has 2 exons. The record is from RefSeq and is a predicted model, not a curated record.
CCGCGACCACCACGCGCCUCCGCAGCCAUGCCCGCCGCGACACGCAUCCCCCUCGCCGCCGUCGUAUGUCCGUCUGCGCCGUUCCUUGCGCCGCGUCUGCUGGCCGUCUCCGUCUCCGUCCCCGUCUGCGUCUGCGUCCCCGUCUCCGUCCCCGCGACCGCCCUGCAGCGCCAGCGCCAGCACCCCCAGCACCCCCAGCACUCCCAGCAGCGGGCGCUCUCGACCACCCCACAAUGCGCCGACAACGCGGCCCGGGGCAAGAAGAGCGGGCGCAGCUACUUCCUCGAGAUGCGCAAGCGCGAGAAGCAGCUCGCGAACCGCAUCGCCCGCCGCACCAGCAGCGGGCCGCGCACUGAGACGCCGCCGGCCGUCGUCGGGCUGGCCCUGGACAUGCAGCAGCGCCUGCGCGACCGCGACAUGGACCGCAUCAUGCCGCUGUACGAGCCCGCGCGCGACGCGGGCCUCAUCGACAGCCGCGCGACGUACGCCAUCUGCCAGGCGCUGCACGAGGCGGUGCGGCGCGACGCGGCCCGCAAGGACUCGUCGCGCCUGUCGACGCUGCUGCACUUUGCCGCCCAGCUCGUCGCCGACGUGCAGAACCGCCGCAUCCGCCCGCACAACUUUGCGUACGUGCACCUGCUGAGCGCCUACAAGGACGCCCGCCACUUCGCCCAGGGCCGCGACCUGUGGGACUGGCUGCGGGUGCAGGACGACUCGCACUGCUCCCAGGGCGCCUACGGCGCGGCCCUCGAGCUGCUGAGCUGCGGCAACCUGGCGGCCCUGCCCGAGCUCGAGGCCCUCUACCAAGACGGCCUGCAGCGCUACCCGGGCACCUUCGCCGCCUACCACUUCUCGCCCGACGCCGUCGUCCCCGACCGCACCCAGCCCGUCCACAUCGCCGGCCUGCCCAACACGCUCUUCCAGGGCAUCCUCACCGCCCGCCUGCGCGCCCACGACUGGACCGGCGCGUACCUGGGCCUCGACACCGUGCUGCGUCUGUACCCGGCCCAGACGGCCCAGCGCGUGUUUGAGAUGUUCGUGGCCGAGCGCCCGCUGCUCGAAGCCUACACGGCCUACAUGCUCGCCUGCCGCUCGGGCGUGCAGCUCAGCGGCGGCCAGGUGACGAGCGUGCUGAACCGGCUGCGCGUCGCCAUGACGCAGUCGCCCUCGCUCGAGGUCCGCUUCACGCUGCUGCGUGCCAUGGCCAACGCCCUGCACGCCUACCAGCAGUGCGGCGGUCCGCUCAGAGGCAUCCACGUUGGCGAGUUGAUCAAGGCGUUGGAGUUCCUGCUGCCGGAAAAGGCGCCUGGACAGGACUUCACCGGCGAAGAGAUGCCUCUGCGCAACAUCAUCGCCGUCACCGGUCAGCGCAUCAUGGCCGACCUGAUCCAGUCUGGCCUGUCGCUCUCCUCGUCCCUCUUUGUUCCCCUCAUCUCCCUCGCCGGCAAACUGCGAGCCCCCGAGCUGUUCAAGCAGACGCUCGACGACGCCACCACGGCCGGCAUCACCUUCUACGCUGUUGAGCGGAGGACUGUGCUUGCAGCAGCAGGCCAGAUCAAGGAUCGCGACGUCGUCAGAGCCCUGUGGUACGUCAUUGUCGCUGCCGCUGACAAGGAAGGGUCCCAGCUCACGUACAACGACUGGGUCACCUUUGCCAAAGCCUGCCGGCGCGCUGACUUGGUGCACUUCUUCGAGGAGCAAUUGAGCGAGCAGGCGCAUGCCAUCUCGGCUGCCGUUGAGAAGCGCGCCCGCUCUGCAGCCUCCAGCCCAGAACCCGGCGCCGCGCAAUCGUCACUCGAGCUCAUGUCCCCGGAGCAGCUCACAUCCGAGCUCGACAUGGUGCAGGGGCAGAUGGAGAACAUACGAGCAGUGCUCAUGUCCGGGCAACCGCUCAGCCUCGACAAGUCGCCUUUCCACAUGCACAUUGACCCCUCGCAGCCCUCGCUAGGCACCGAACAGGAUCUCCGCACCGUCUACGACGAGCUCACCACCGACCCCUACCAGCCUGCAGCCCAGGCUCCGGCUUCCGGCCCCAGUGCCCAGCCUCCAGCUUCCGGCCCCAGUGUCCAGCCUCCAGCUUCCGGCCCCAGUGUCCAGCCUCCAGCUUCCGGCCCCAGUGUCCAGCCUCCAGCUCCCAGCCCCAGUGCCCAGGCCAUCGCACCAGCGCUCAGCACCACCGGCAUCCCACUCGACGAGCUGCGCUUCCGCAACUGGGUCAGCGUCCACGAGAUGAUGAGCUUCGCGCGCGCCCACGCACAGUCCAAGAAAGACGUCAUCGAAAUGGCCAUUGUCCAGCGCGUAGCCCCCAGGGACAUACCCGAGACGCUCUCCUUCCCGAAGCUCACGCCCGCCAAAGACGCCGCCGAGCUGCGCGCCCGCAUCAAGCAGCUGCGCGCCGCCGACCCGCGCCACACGCCCGGCCAGCUCUUCCGCAAGUUCAAGAGCACCGUCGACGACGGCACGCCCGCGUUCCACAACCGCGUCGACGAGUUCAAGGACCGCGCCACCGAGCGCAAGAUCCACAAACACGUCACCAAGAACUUUGCCAUCCGCAAGGCUGCCUCGGAGACGCCCGCCGACGUCUUCGAGCCCAUGGCCCGCGAUCCGUCGACGAGCCGCUGGGUCACCAAAAGCGCACUCCGCAUCUCAAAGGUCGCCGGCUACGACAAGUACAGACCUGCGCCCGCGAAGCAGGCCAGCUUCGAGGCAUACGGUGACGGGAAGCCUGGUGACGGGAAGCCUGGUGACGAGAAGCCUGGUGACGGGAAGCCUGGUGACAAGAAGCCUGGUGACAAGAAGCCUGGUGACGAGUCUGCGGCGGCGUCUGUUGACAAGUCUGCGGCGGCGUCACAGUCACAGUCCAAGACCGCCGACGCCGAUGCCGCGCCGUCGACAUCGUCGUGAGCGAUACCAUUGCACAAUUCCGCGUCAAACGAUACCCAAGACCCCAUGUAAAAUAGAGCCGUGUAACAUCUGUACAAUACCAAACAUCUGCGUCCUACGGUCACGCGACAUGCGAUGAGGUGAAAUGAGCUGAGACGAGACCGCCUUGACAACCUCUAUUCGCCUUCUCGUACUCUACACCCACCAUCCACCGUCCGCCCCACCAUCCACCGUCC